AGUUUUCUAGUGUUUUUUUUUUUUUUUUUUUUUUUUUUUAAGGAAAGAUUAGGUCCAAAUUUCAACCGUGAUGGAGGGUAUUUUGGUCAUUUAAUAAAAAAAAGAGUAAUGAAAUUGAAACCACCUGCCCUCAUGAAUGGUUGAAAAGGAAUUUGACAGGGUUAAUUUUCAACCAAUUCUUGGCUGUGAAGCGAUUACUAAAAAUGGAAUUUCAAGAAAAUCGACCAGAACUAAAUUCCGUCCCAAUCAUCAACCAAACAUGUCAUGAAAUGGAAUCUCGAAUUCCAACUCUGUCGGAAUCCGCGAUUCCAUUUCUUAGCUGUGGUUUCGAACAUGUCUAUUAUUGUUUUGAUAUGGCUGCUCAUUGCACUACGACUUCAAACAAAACGAUGGAUCUUCUGUUUCCAGUGGAUUCUGAUACAAUUAAGUAAAUUUACUCUUCUACCCUCACAAACUACACUACACUACUAAUGUGACAAUUUAGAGAGUUUUUUGGGAAAAAGAUGGAUGAGAAGAAUCCUCAAUAUAUAUUAUACGUAAUACACAAGCUAGUUAUCAGCCUAAAUUACAUGUGCUUAUUUAUUAUCUUCACUUCAGGAAAUGAUGAGCCAUUUUUAUUAAAAAAAAAUGGUGAAUAAAGCAGUUAUUGCUAUCUGUGUAUCAGAAGGUGGAUUGAAGUUACCUAAUUUUCCCUUAUACAUACAUACAUACAUACAUGUUCAUAUCAGUUUAUCUUUCUUCUUUGUUAAACAUACUGAGAUUCUUCAGUUGCCAAAGCAGACAGAUUAAGGAGAAGCACAUCAAAAUGGUAAAUUCUUUUGGUAGCAAUUAACAAUUUUAAACAGUACAAAAUUCAAUUUUAAACAGAUCAAACACCCUCACUGGGUUUCUUUCUCUUUUUCUCCUCCAUUUAUCUUUUGUUUUGUUGGGUUUUUGAAUUAGAUCACCUACUCUGCACUUUAGGUGUCUGAUGAAAUUUCUUAAUUAAGUUAAAGAGUUGUUUUGCAGGUGAAAAUGUUGUUGGAUUGAAUUAUGUAGACAAAAGUAAAUAAUCACAAACCAAACCAAACCAAAUUAAAACUUUUUGAGCCAUUAAAGAUUCAAUUAGGGAAAGAUAAUUUGUUAUUUGUAAUUUUACUCAAUUAGAAACAGAAGUGUGUCUUGAAUCUUAAUCAAACGAAGAGGUGUUGUGAUUUCUUUGUGGGCCUGUUUGUGUCAUCGCCUCUCUUCUUAUUUCUGAGAUUCCAAGAAUAAAGAACACAAAGUCUUUGUUACGUUAGAAUGUUUUUUUUUUUUUUUUUUUUUUUUUUUUUUUUUUUUUUUGUAUUUGUAAUGUUCUCUGUUUCUAAAUCUCAUUGUGUUAUUCAUGUUGCAGGAGUUGUAUUUAUCAAAAGAUUUAGAUGUUUCUGAGAAAUGUUUUUAUUUAUUUAUUUUCAAGUAGGUGACAAAUGAGUGGUUAAAACAGGUUAUUACUGAUGCAUAGAGCCAUUGCGUAUAGAAACUAUACCCAUCGGUAUGUUUUUCAGCUAAUUAUACACCUAGUGAAAGUUGCACACAGUUGUAAGAGUUAAAAUUUUUAUCAUUUUAAAGCCAUUCAUUUAUUUCCCCUUGCAGCUUCUCAUAAGAUACAAUUUGGUUUUGUAUCUUAUUUUAUAGUGUGUCUUACAAGUUCAAUUGUAUACUAUAUAUGUGUGUGUGUGUGUGUGAAGUUCAUAAUUGCAUGUGAUACAGAGCAAGUGAAUCACUCUUCUGCACAAGCCAUAUUUUGUGUGCCACAGACAUUACAUAUUAUAAGUUUCCCCAGUUGAUAUUUAUAAAUGGUUAAAGUUGCUGAUGACUUUGACAUUGAGCUUUUUGUCAGAGAUUCCUUCUGAUACUGGUAUUAUGGUUAAUCAUUUUCUUAUCAAUUGCACUGAUAAGAAGAUUCUUUAUUGAAAUCAUAUGGUUAAUCAUUUUCUUAUUAGGACAUUCUGCUUUGAAAAUUCUACCCAAUUAUAUAUAGCACUGUACUUCCAUUUAUUUCUUAUUGCAACAUAACAUACUUUGAAAAAUCUGCCCAUUUAUAGAUAGCAUCACACUUUCAAUUUGUGUUCCAAGGCUACUACAAAUUUACACUUUUAGUUCCAUUGAAUCUCAAAUAUUAUAAGGGAGUUGGUUAUUGAUUCCAGCCUUCUUCUAUCCACUGGUUACAAAAGAUUAUAUGAGCCUACGACCCUGUUUGUGUAAUUCCAGAAAUACCCCUCUGUUCCUAAAACUUGUGCUUAUUUAUAUCAUCUUCAGGAAAUGAUGGGAUUAACAUACUUGAUGUCGAAUCAAUCAAAAAAAGAUGUGCUUUUAUUCAGUGAAUUGGGACAUUAGGGAAGGAAAUGUUAAAAACAAGUGGUCAAUAUAAAGAGAGGGUGUUUGUGUGUACUUUCUUAUCUCUGAUGAGGACCUCUUCAUUCAGCUGUGGUGCUUGAACAGACAUCUUAUUGCUGUUACCUUUUUUUUUAGCCAAACGAAUUAUGUUAAGAAAGUAAGGAUUUCAUCUCAUUCUUUCUGGUGGUGAUCUGUACAAGAAACGGGAUCAGUGGUCAAGCUUUUUGGAUUAUGAAGGCUGAGUCAUGGAUCCAGACGCUUUAAAACAGAGAAUAUUCUAUAGGGGCAAAAAGAGGUUUAUGCAUUCUUAGUGGGAUCUUAUUCAUACCAUUCAACAGUAUGUUGUCUCAGUUAAAAACAUUAGAGUACAUGACUAUCAAAAACCAAUUGCAGGUAAAUGACUAUUGUGCCCUCCAAGUUCUAUCACCCAAAUAUUAUAUUUAUUGCGAUUUAUAAAAAGGUUUACAGAAAUUAGAGAAAGGAAGGGUUUGAUUGAGAAAGAUGUGGUAUGAAAAUAACCAUACAGUUCAGAUGUGGUUUUUUUUUUUUUUUUUUUUUUUUAUUUAAGUAUUUUAUUUUUGUUUUUAAGGUAAUGAUAUAUUGUUGACUUACUCAUUCUACAACUUUGAUCUUGGUUAUUGACAGGUAACAUGCCACUAUUAUUAUUUAUAGAGUAAAUUACAAUUUCGUCCUUGUGAUAUUUCAAAACUUAUGGUUUUCAUCUAAGAUAUUUCAUUUGCUGUACAAUUGGUCAGUAAAGUAUAGUUUUGUUGAAAGUUUUCUCCAUGGUGGAACUGUUGGUGUUGCAAAAUGUUUGUGAAAUCCAAGUGAAAUAUGACUAUUUUGUCCCUCUCUUUUUUUAUCCUUCAUCCUGUAAACCUAAAAUUCCUCAACUUUAAUCUUAAACUCUAAUCAAACCAAUACCCAACAAUUAAGCUAAAACUAAAACAAAAUUAAGAUCCAAGGUACCAACAAAUUUAUUUAAAAAAACCAUGAACAGUAAACUAAAAAGAUUAAAGAUUGUUAGGUUAGAAUUAUUUUUAUUUUAUACUUUUGGAUCUUGAUUCUUCUUUAAUUUUUGGGUGUUGAUUGAAUUUGGUUUGAUUUUUAUGAUUUAAGAUGAAGGAGAUUUAGAAGAUGAAGAUAAGGGCAAAAAAAGUCAUUUUACUUUAUCUAAUUAGUCAUUUUACUUUGUGUUAUUUAUUUAUUUAUUUAUUAUACACACAAUAUUUUGCUAAUAAUUGAAAUAAAGAAUUUUUAUCUCACAAAACAUGAGUGAUCUCUCUCUCUCUCUCUCUCUCUCUCUCCAUUAUUAUUCAUCUUGAAAAAUGAUUCAUAAGCUUUCAGGUGUUUUAUUGGAAUGAUUAGGUCCAAAUUUCAACCGUGAUCAAAAAGGCAUGCACUCUCAACUCUUUCUUUGCGCUAUAAAAUGUCCUCCCUCUAUCUCAAUAUAUAACAAGGGUAUUUUGGUCUUUUAAUAAAGAGGGAGGAAUGAAUCAAAACUGGCAUUCCUUCUGCCUGCCCCUAUAAAUAAAUGGUUCAAGCCCAUCAAAUAUGAAAUACCAAGGAAUUUCACAAAGUUGCAUUCCGUCCGAAUUUUCAACCAAAGGCACCAUUCAAUGGAAUCUCGAAUUCCAAUCCCACCGGUAUCCACAAUUCCAGUUCCUAGCUGUGAUUAUCAAACAUGGAAUUUCAAGAAAUCCAACAUAAGUGUGUUCCAUCCAAAUUGUCAACCAAACACGUCAAGAAAUGGAAUCUCGAAUUCCAACUCUGCCAGAAUCCGCAAUUCCGUUUCUUAGCUGUGGUUUCUAACAUGUCUAUUAUUGUUUUGAUAGGGCAGCUGGUGGAACUACUCAACAGCCCAUUACACAACUGCUUUCUGUUUCUGUUGGAUUCUGAUCCAACUCAAAAGGCAAGUAAAUUUACUCUUCUACCCUCGCUAAUUAAAAAGUAUCACAUGGUUUCAGGGUAUUUGAAUACGAUAAAACAUUAAGGUUAUGGGAGGUGUUACGGACAAGGUAAUAAACCAAACUGUACUUUGCUGAUUACUAAAUAUACAUGUAAAAUGUCUAAUAAGGUAACAAUAAUAAAAAAAUCCUUUCCAUAUUGGCCUCAUAAGUUUGUAUGUUGCAACUGAAUGCUAUUUAGAUGCAAAGGUAUAUAACCUUCUAUUAAAACAUUAUACUUUCAUAAUCAAAUCUAUUAAGACACUGUAAUUUUAUUAUUUUUCCUAGUCACUCUACUUCCACAAACUAAACAUGUUUGUUUUUGGUUACUAGUUAUAGCAUUAUAGCUUUAAUUUUUUUUUUUUUUUAUCAAGACUUUAUUUUGAAAAUCUGAACUUGCUUGAUUUUGGUAAACAUAUAUAGCAUUUUAUAUUCAAAAUCUAACAUAAUUAAAUGUUGUAAUUUGUAUUUCCUUUUCUUAUUAAGACAACAAACUUUGCAAAUUUUUUACCUUUGAACUUUUUCUUAUUAAAACUUUACACUUGGAAAAUCUAAUAUUAUUAGACAUUAUACUUUUUUUCCUACAUAGAUAAUGUACUUUGGAAAUCUAGACAACUACAACAUAGUACUUUUAAUCUGGCCUAUUAAGAUAUUUUCUUCUAUUUUUUUUUCCUAUUAAGAAAAUGUUUUUUAAAAUCUAACCUAUAUAUAUACACACACACACACGAAAACACAAAUGAUUUGUGAAAACGAAAACAACCAUUAAGGAUGAGACGCAUGUAUAUUUGAAAUAAAAAUAAAUGUUGUAUUAAGAUAAUUUAAAAAUAUACUCGGAAGGGUAAAUUUGGAAUUUGCAUUAACCGCAUUAAAACUUUACACUGACUUUUAUACUUUGAAAAUCUAACAUAUUUAGACAUUUUACUUUUAUUUUUUCCCUACUUAGACACUAUACUUGAAAAAUCUAGACAAUUAUAACAUUGUAUUUUGAAUGUGUAGACAAUUGUAAAAUAUAGCUAUAAAGAUUUUUUUUUCUUAUAAUCUUUUACUAUUAAGCCAUUGUACUUUGAAAAUCUAAGCAUCUAUGAUUUAUGUUCCCAUCACUAACAUUAUACUUUCAAUUUUCUUUCAUAUUUCUGUAUAUCUUUUUUCAUAUUAAGACAAUGUGCUUUAUCUUAAAUAUUACUAUUUAAAUUAUAGUGUUAUACUGCUAAUAUCUAACAUAUUAAGACUCAUUUAAUAUUUCUUUAAAAAUCUCACCUAUUAAGACUUUGUAACUUUAAAAACUUCUACCAUUCAACCUUUUUCUUAUUAAAGCAAUACACUUUGAAAAUCUAAUAUUAUUAGGACAACAUUUUAUUUUUGAAAUAUAACAUAUUUAAAUGUUAUCUUUUAACUUUUUUUUUUCUUAUUAGGAUAAUACAUUUUGAAAACAUUGUACCUUUCAAGUUUUUUCUUGUUAAGACUAACCUCUUUGAAAAUCUAAGAUAUACUUUUAUGAACAGGUUUGCCACAUGAAUAAGGAAAGUCAAAGAUGGAGUUCUAAUGUUUGUCCAACAGUGAUAAGGAAAAUGAAUCGCUUUGGAAAGAAUAUGAGGGUCGCUGGAGCUGGCGCUGAAACUGUCAACUGGGGGCAAUUGGCCUUCUUGUGGCCCCUCUGGUUGCAGUGGAAACACAACAACUCAGACGUCUGGAUAACUGCUGCCGGAGCAGUGCAAUCCCUGCUAUAGUGUCCAGGCUUGCCGCACUUGUAGCAGCCUAAUGAUCCCAACCUGCAUGCCCCCUCGUGCGUCUUGCCGCAUUUCCUGCAGCGUCCCCGUUCCUGUUGCCGCAUUUCCUGACUGACCCUCUCCUGCCUUCCGUUUCCGGAUGUGCUCCAAGUCUAUCUCCCUCUCCCUUGCCCUGGCAAUCAUAGAGUCCAAGGUGAGGCAAGCUGAAAAACUAACGUGCUCCCGGAUAUCAGCCCGGAGCAUGUCGUGAUAGCGGGUCCUCCUCAUCGCCUGCAUACUGGGGCACCAGCAGUGCCCUCUCCCGGAACUUGGCGGUGAUCUCCGCCACAUUCUCUGUCGUCUGUCUCAUGUCCAAAAACUCCCUGGCCAGCUGCUGAAGCUCGACAGUCGGCGCAAACUCCGCCCUGAACCUGGUCACAAAAUCCGACCAGGUCAUAGUCUCGAUAGCUGAGGCUCCCAACGAGUCACCCACUGCCUCCCAACAAUCUCAAGCUCGGUCCCGUAAACAUCCUGUUGCAUACCACACCUUCGACCCGAGGGGCAGAAGCUAGUCAACUGUGCAGACUCGAUGUCUGCAAUCCAUCGCCUAGCAGCAAUGGGGUCUUUCACCCCGUGGAAAUCCGGUGCACCACUGCCCCUGAAGUCCUUAAAGGACAGCGUGCGAGGCCCCGACUGGCCAGAUGCCAUGUCGCUCCUGAACGCCCUAAAGUGAUCCUCCAUCAACUCGAUGAUCCUCUCCUUGAUCGACCCAAAGAUGAUGGGGGUCGACUCAAGGAUGCCUCUGGUAAUCUCUCUGACGCGAUGAACUCGCGUAGUCCCUCAUCGACUGGCUCGGAACCUGAUCCCGAACCUGACCCCUCUCCUAAACCGCCAUCUAUCGGCCUCGAACGUAGUACCACCAUUCUGUAAUACAGGAAUAAUAACUGUUAGUGAUACUAAUACUUCUUGAGGGAUCACAUCUACCACAAGUUCCCUGGUCUCAUCUUGGCCUCCCUUGGCUCGGGUACGGAUCCUCUGCUUUCAGUAGUACGGGCCCAUACUACCUUCAACAUCUAUCCGUAUCUUCUCGAAGAACUGCCUCGACUCCACCAGAUCCCUUCCACUACGGCUGAUCACUACUAUACUCAUCCUAGGCUUGCCCUAGAGAAAUCUCAGGCUCCACCCUACCAGGUCCUCAGCUGCUGAAGGCCUCUUAGUAGUGCCAAUUGACCAUUACCUGAAUACCAUCACAUGUGGUGAGACUCGGAUAAUCCUUCGAGUAACAGGUUCAUCCCUACAACGGUUAGACUCAAACGAGAGCUGUGUAAUAGGGCCAAAUCCAACACUCUAAGAUUAUUCAACCUUGAUCACAUGUGACGUGACGUAUUCACCUAAUGGCUAACUCCCACCACUCAGAGUCCCACAAAGCACAAAGCAACCAUCAUUCGAGCUAAGGGAACAAUUUCAAGCAAAUCUGCUCUCAUAGAGAAGAACUAAUCUAGCAUACAGAGCUAAACUCAUAGUAUCAGGCAUAACCUAACAGGCUAUCCUAUUGCUGUCUACUCGACUCUAUCAUGCAAUUUUUUUUUAUACAGCUAAAACACAUAAAGCAGGCACAUAAGGCAUCGUUCCUAGAUCCUUAGUCAUAUUCUAGCAUUCUGUUCUACAAAAGCUGAUAAAUAUAACAUAAACUUGUAUGGGUACUUUGGGGAAUACUUACUUGAGCUCGGCCGGUCGCGCACAUCACACACUUCGUUCUUUCUCAAAACUAUUUUCUCAUUUUUUUUUGAAAACAUUUUCCUUUAGAAAAUCUUUCAAUCCCUCGAUUUGAGUUCAGACACCCCCCGAAGGUGUGUCCGAAUCCCUCAAACCAAGGCUCUGAUACCAACUUGUAACGACCCAAUUUUCACGUCCAAAAAUUUUGUUUAUAAAUCAUUACUUGGAAAUCAUUAAUAAUUAAAACAUUGUAUAAUUAAACCAUUUUACAUUGAAAACCAAAUUGAAAUCCACAACAUUUAAACAACCAAAAUAUCAGAGUAUCAAUCCUAGAAUAAACUCAUAACUGCGGAAACAAAAGUGUGUGAUAUGCUGCUACCGAGCCUGCUCCUUCCCCUUGGCUGAAGAGGUACCUGAAACAACAACUAAAAAACGUAAGCACAAAGUUUAGUGAGUUCCCCCACUGUACCACAUACCAUAAUAAUCACAUAACAUACAUUUAUCGUCAGGCAUAUCUGGGUGCUCGACCUACCCCUUCGGUCCUUUGGACCGGAUGUUGCCUAGCAUACCUGGGUGCUGGCCUCCCCUUCGGUCCUCUCGACCGGAUACUGGAGACUACUUCUCCCCUCUACUACUACCACAUAACAUGUACCACAGUAUCAGAAUCUAUCUAGCAUGGCUGGGUAUAACUACCCCUUCGGCCCUAUUGACCGGAUGUCUUGGGACUAUCUCCCCUACUACCACUAACACAUAGCAUCACAUCAUACUAGCACAUAAGCAUGGAACAGGUAGUAGUAACCCUAGAUGAAUAUCACGGAGACAAUCAUCCACAUACAACUCCUACUGGUGGGCCGACAUUGUGGCCGUAGACCCACUGCUACUGGAAGGUAACUCACCCCGAAGUAGCUGCUGGUCUGGUCGGGAACUGACUGCCUACUGCUGCUGCUGCUCCGGAAAUCCUCCGGCUGCAACUCCCACAACAUACUCAAUCAAUCACUGCUAACUGUCCUUUGGGUAAAAUGACCAUUUUACCCCUGAUCAUGUCAUAAGUCAAAGUCAGAGUCAACUUUUAGUUGACCCGACUCGCCGAGUUGGCUCUCCAACUCGCCGAGUCCCUAUCCAAUCGAUUGCCCUGGAUCUCGUCCCUACUCGUCGAGUUAGACGUUGACUCGACGAGUUCUCCUUCUAAAUUGAGGUUCAAGUCCUUCAUCUUACUCGCCGAGUUGUAUGAACAACUCGCCGAGUUCAUCUUCAUCCGAAGAACACAUAUGCUGCGACUCGCCGAGUUGUAUGAACAACUCGCCGAGUUUGUUCUUGAUCUAAGGAGAUUGCCUUGAACUCGCCGAGUCAGGGCAUUGACUCGUCGAGUUCCUCCAUGGAUGAGUUUGGCUUCCAACUCACUGAGUCACACCCCGUGACUCACUACUCCCACUCAAACAACGAAAAGGGGACAAACUCGGAGACUCGCAAGCAGACUCGCCGAGUCAGAUGAACGACUCGCCGAGUUGUUACCAUGCAAUCACUAUAUGCUGGAUUCUGCUUGAAUCCAGCUUAUGCUAUCCACAGAACUGGGUUCCUAGAGCAUGAAUAACACGUAAAGUUUUAGGGUUCAAAAUGCACCAAAUGAGUAGAUCUAGGGUCUUUAUGUAAUAUGGGUCCGUAAAGGCAGUAGAUCUGAGCUCUUGGAGCUCAACCAUGCCUAGAUCUAGAGGCCAAUCAGCUUAUUACAAAUUAUAUUGCACAUGCAAGCUUGGGGAAGGGCUCAAGAAGGACUUUAAUGGAGUAACAAGCAUAGAAACAGAGGGAAAACGAGUUAUGCCUCCAAGAAAUUACUGAGAGAACACAAAGAUGCUUGACUUCCUUCCCUUCCUCUUGAUCUACUCCUCCUCCUUCUCAAAAUCUUCAAGAAAACACACAAAAGGCCUCAAACUCACAAGAACAAGGGGUUAGAACGUAUGGAGAGCUCCUGAGGGUGAAGGGGGCUGGCUUAGGGCGGAAAUGAGGGCUUAAAUAGGGUGCAAACCCCUGAAACUUAGGGUUUCAUCAAACAGCGGUGACUCGCCGAGUCCAGGAUAUGGACUCGCCGAGUCGCCAACUUAAACAUGUCCCGGGUCCCGUCUCUACUCGGCGAGUCGGACCUAUGACUCGCCGAGUCCAAGGCUAAAAAUGGAAAUUACUCAAAUAAGAUUUACGUACCAGGAACCAGGUGCUACAUAUAGAACAAACAGGUACAAUAUGAUAUUUGUUCCUUUCACUGCAAUAAACAAUCAUGAAAAGACAAUCAAUGUUGGAGUAGGACUAAUAUCAGAUGAAACAAUUGAAUCAUACUCUUGGUUAUUAGAAGCUUUUUUGUCAUCACAUAAGAAGAAACCAACAAUGAUUCUGUCAGACAUAGAUGUAGCAUUAUCUUCUUCAAUAGGAAAGGUGUUUCAAGGAUGUACUCACAGAUUAUGUAUGUGGCACAUAAUGUCAAAAAUGCCAUCAAAGAUUGACGCUGAUUUAGUUUCAAAUUCAGAUUUCAAGAAACGCAUAAAUCAACUAGUUUGGAAUAUGAAUAUUGAACCAUCAGAAUUUGAGAACAAAUGGGAUUUGAUGUUGAAUGAAUUUCAUUUGAAGGAUAAUAAAUGGUUGGCUGAUAUGUUCAACAAGAGAGAAAAAUGGAUUCCCUCAUAUUUCAGAGAUAUACCAAUGUCUUUUUCCUUCAACAUCUUCUCUGCAACUCUUUUGAGCAUGUCUUUUGACAAAUGGACAAUUUCUAGAAUCAUGUUGAACCAACGUAUUGCAAAAUUUACACAACCUCAUUUGUGUGUUAUACAUCUUAUUUUGAUGAAAAAUAUACAUUAUAUUGAAAUAUAUAUUAUUAGUUAUAACUUACACAUAAAUAUAUAUGCCACUAAUCUUCCGAAAUAUAUGUUAAGACUAUUUCAAAUCAUCAACUACAUAUUCAGAAUCAUUUUACUUAAAAAUAUUAAAUCUAAUGCGAUUGAAAAAUAUAAUAUUAGUUAUAACUUACACAUGUAUAUAUAUGCAACUAAUCUUCUGAAAUAUAUAAUAUUUUAUUACCUAGUAAAAUCUUUCAUUUAUUACUUAAAUCUAUUCAGAAUUAACAAUUAUAAAAAAUAUAAAUAUUCAUAAAUGCAGAAGUCAAAUCGACUUAAUUACAAUAAAUACAAACAAUCCUUUCAUAUAAAAAGCUUUUCAUCUAAUAGUAACUUUAUAUUUUAUAUUUAAAAAAAUGAAAAAAAAAAUAAUUACUAAAAAUAUAAUGUAAAAACUAUAAAUAAUAACAAGAUUAUAAUCUCAUUAUAACAUACAAAAAAAAUAUUUAUUUUAUUUAUAUCAAAUUAAUAAAAGAAGGUAAUAUAUACCGAUUUGUUUGAUAAAAUGCAAAAAAAAAUAAAUAAAUAAAUAAAAUUAAUUCAUAAGAAGAUAAGGAUUAUCAUCUUCAAUGUAUAGAUACCAUGAUUACCUAAAUCUACAACCGCCAUAAUAGACUAUAAUAUUUAUUGAAGCAAAUGAUGGCAGAAAAUUAAUUACCUACUCUACUAACUCCAAUUGUUACCGCUAUAUAUUCCUCCUCAACAUCACCAUAAACUUAAAGAAAAAAAAACUAUCCAUUGAUGGCUUCUGAAUCAUCGCUUUGGGUAGUUCGGAACUCCUCGGAUUAUCUUGAUCUUUACGACAUAUAUGGUAUGUUCUUUAUUGUUAAAAUCUUAUCCUAUUAAUACUUAUAUAAUCUUCUUUUCAAUCUUCAUUCAGGGUGGGAAAACAAAAAGUACUUCACAAUGAUGCUAAACCAUGGAGGUAGUUUCCACUACUACCCAAAUCGAGAUUACAUUGGAGGCAACAUUGACUAUAUAGACUUCAUCGAGGUUGAAACUUUCUCUGCAGAGGUAUUUCAUACCAUCUUAAGUUCUUUUGGUUAUGAUGUUGCGACAACAUAUGCAUACUCUUUAGUCUCGUUUGCUCCUUUAGACGUUGGUCUAAACAAGCUUGCUUAUUGGAAUGAUUUCUUGAACUUUGUCAAAAAAGUUAAAAUAGAUGGGUUUUUUUUUGUGUUCAACAAGUUUAUUUGGAGCAUAAUCAAACCACUGUUACAAACUUCUUCCCAAAAACAUUAAACUUUGCAACCAACAGUUAUAUGUGCACGAAACUCUAUUCAAUGGUUGCAUCAAAUCCAAAAAUUACUGUUUGGGAGGCUAGGAUCAUGCUUUUUGACGAAUUCAACUUUUGGAUAAAUGUUGACAAACUCAUUGAAGCUUUGGAUUACACAAAGUAUCAAGUGAAUCUUCUGGGUAAGUAGAUGAAGUUGCAAGGUGAAAAGGUGGGAAUUUGGGUUUUUGGGUUUUUAGAUUUAAGGAAAUGGUGUUAGUAUGAAUAUUUGGUCAUUUAUAUAAUAUGUUUAUGUGCUCUAACUUCUUUUGGGAUGACUGUAAUGGGGAUUGUAAUAUAUUUAUAAAUAUUAUCGAUGGUGGUUGUUAGUUUGUUAA
Lactuca sativa (garden lettuce) is the source of this 12216-nucleotide messenger RNA. The record is from RefSeq and is a predicted model, not a curated record. NCBI's taxonomy places the organism in Eukaryota, Viridiplantae, Streptophyta, Magnoliopsida, Asterales, Asteraceae.